AUGCAAACGGAGCUCCACACCAGGCAUUUGGCAGCAGAGAGGUACUGCGGCAGCACGUGGGACAAGUGAUGCUUUUCACCCAGCUGCAAAUCUGAAACCAGGAAAUAGUCCUUUUUUUACAGCACAAGGCAUGAUGUAGCCAAGUGAGGAAUUUACUGCAUGCUGGAGUGGGAACAGCGGACGAGGUGGCUAUGGAGCCUCUGAGCAUCAUUGUGGUGCUGGUUACUCUCAGCAGUUUCCUCAUCUCUCAGUGGAUCUUUCAUGUCGCAUGUCCAUGGCUGUCCGAGCGCCUCAUUCCAGCUUUUCUCACACUCACACACAUGCAGAGGACAGAGUGGAGCUCCAGGGCCGUCUCCACAGUCCAUGCUUUGGUCGUGGGACUUUUUUGUCUCUACAUAUUACUUUUUGAUGAAGUUAUCAAGAAAGAUCCUGUUUGGGGAGAUCCAACACUGGUGAAACUGAAUGUGGGCAUAACCGCAGGCUACCUCAUCUCAGAUCUGCUGCUUAUGAUCUACUUCUGGGAUUUCAUAGGAGAGAAGUAUUUUGUCAUACACCACCUUGCUGCUCUUUAUGCCUAUUAUUAUGUACUGAGUCAGGGUAUAUUGCCCUAUUUUGCCAAUUUCCGUCUACUUGCUGAAUUUUCCACCCCCUUCGUGAACCAGAGGUGGUUUCUUCAGGUUCUGGGCUACCACAAGCUUUCCAAACCCAGCCUUGUUAAUGGAGUAGCCAUGGCGUCCUCCUUUUUCCUGGUGAGGAUCGCAGUCAUUCCAGUCUACUACAGCCAAAUGUACAGUGUGUAUGGCACUGAGGCUUUCUACAGACUCACACCGGGGGCUCGCAGUGCGUGGAUCCUCUGUAGCCUCUGCCUUGACAUCAUGAACAUCAUGUGGAUGCGCAAGAUCCUUCGGGGCUGCCUCAAAGUUCUACGCUCCAGCAGAUCCCAAAAACCAGUGACAGAAUUGAAGAGCCCAAAAAUUGACUGAGACUGAGAAGGUUAAGCCUAGUCAACUUUUACUGGUGUCUCAUCCUUAUAAACAAAUACUGUGAUAUUAAAUAUUAAGCCUCCAGGACCAUGAGGGAGCAUGCAAGACAAUACAGGAUCUCUAUACAUGGGCCUAAAGAGCAAAUAGCGAGCACUUUGUAGGUGUACAAUUACUGACAGUAGCCCAAGUGUCAACAUGAACGAACUGUCAGUCCUCCUCUCCUCUACUCAUCAAUGGAAAUAAAUGACAAGACCUUACAUUUUCAGUACAGUUCUUCAACUGUCUGUGUCCCAGAUAGAAACUGUUAAAUGUUUCCACACUGCUGUUCAGCUGCUCAAUCUAUUUAAACAUGUCUGCACUCAGGAGAGCAAAGCAAACAAACAGUGUUUUAAAAUCACUUUACAAUUAACUGGCAUUAACAUUAUUUGUAAAGUGUUAGACUUGACAUUUCAUUUGUAGCCCUGUUUAUUUUUGGUCAAAACUUUCAGUUUUUUUCUUUUCACCAUAUUUUGCCAAACUUUUCGGUGGCCUCCCGAAUAAAUAUAGUUAGCUAAUGUUAACCAAACCCUUGUCUAAUGCUAGCUAAGUCAAACAUGAUAAUAAAUUUUACUAUACAUUAACAAACUUAAAAAUUCACCAUUUACCUUGAAUAGAAUGUGAGAGCGCUAUGUCAGCGUAUCUUUCAAGCACCAUGAGGACCGGCCAAAACUAAACUGAGAGGGGAGGAAGGGGCGGGGCUUCCAGAGAGCGUCAGUUAUAUCUGAGAGCUCAAAACGUUUGUGUUAUUGUCAGACAUUCAGACAAUAUUUUUUGUUGUAUUUUUGAGUGACAAGUCGUUCCAGAGUACUCUGAUGUUAAAAUGUAGAGCCCCUUUUCAUUGAUUAAUGGAGUAAAGGAAGGCUGACAAAUUGUGCGUAUCAAGAGAUGGUGUAUAGUAAAUUGUAAUCUUACUUAAUAAAUUGUAAUCUUCACUUUAUAGUAGAUAUAAAUUAUUAUCUAAAAUAGCCAAUUAGAGUAGGUGCAAGUUUGGUAUACCUGAUAAACUGGCAAGUCCUGACAGCGCCUACUCCAACUGCACCUGCAAAGAGUUUCAAUAUGGACUACAAAUGAACUCUUCACAGAGUAACUGAAGGACUGAGGAUAAAAAUCCGGACAAUCAAAACCAACGACGCUAUGCUGCUAUGAAGCGAAACCAAAUUUGCCUUUGUUUUAUCGGAUGCAAUAAAGUCAGCACAACAUCAGCACAGUUUAACAUAAAGGAACUAACAGGUCCAUGGCUUAUGACUGGAGCAAAAUGGAUGCCAUGACAUAUGUUAUACAUAUUAUAAGGGACCAUGCAUGCCUAUAAAAAAGAUUUUAAUUAUGGAUUCUCUGGAUGAAUGUAUAUACUCAAACCCACGUGAAGCAGCCGGUAUAAAAACUGUCUACUACAGAAUAUCAUAUGAAUUGUGAUUUGAAGAAAUGCUAAUGAAUGGGUUAGAAGAGAAAGUUAAUGUUAUAUGUAACCAAAACUUUCAAUGAGCAACUAUAAAUAAUAGACUUAAUUGAGUUAAUGAGGAGAGAAAAAAAAAUACAUUAUAAUAUGACAUUUCUGAGCUGCUAAAAGUUGCCCUGACAAUUCUGUAGUAGAGUCGAAAUUGGCAGGAAAUUUGUAUGCACUUUUUUUUUUUAAAAACCAUAUUUCAUUAUUGAUUAUAAAGUUAUCCCCCACAACAGACAUUUUUAAAUCCAAUUUGAAAACAUAUUUAUUCUCCAAAGCAUUUGAGUCCUUUAAAGGUCUCCAUCAUCUGGCUAUCUGUUUGUUUUUGUCUUGAUAUUGAUGGUAUUUUUUUGCUGUCUCCCUAUUGUCUUAUUUAAUCUAUUUGAUUUGAUUUUACUGUGCAGCACUUUGGUUGACACUUGCUGUCAUUUAAAUGUGAUAUAGAAAUAAAACUUGAAUUGACUUGACUUUGUACCCACUUCAGAUACAAACACUUUAGUGAAACCUCAUCGUGCCCCAACUUUAGGCUAAGAGAAGUCCAACUACAUGGUGACAGGCAGGAGCCACAGCCAAUCACAGCCACAGCCUAAUGAGUGAGUCAUCGGGACCUGUGUGUAUAUUUAUUGCUCUCUGUUUUAGCUAGUGUGCUAACACAAUCUGGCUCAUGCCUAAUGUUUUUGACAAGCUGGAGAAGAACAUCAAUAACACAUAUAGGUAGCUAGAGCUAUCGGCCUCUGAACUAAACAACAGUCACGUUGAUGUGCAUGAUACAUUUUUUUAAAAUUCUGUAACAGUUCUGUGAUAUCGGUGAGAGAUAAGCAGAUAAUUAUUAUUACUUCAGUUGUGAAUACUUGGGCUACAUCCCAAAGUGCAUACUACAAUAUUAAAUCAUUUAUAGGUACACCAUUGGUAUGAAUACUACUUAGUCACACUAC
Messenger RNA from Pangasianodon hypophthalmus (striped catfish), 3398 nucleotides. Its product is annotated as TLC domain-containing protein 4-B-like. NCBI's taxonomy places the organism in Eukaryota, Metazoa, Chordata, Actinopteri, Siluriformes, Pangasiidae. Gene Ontology annotation, biological process: lipid homeostasis. Bases 192 to 983 code for a protein of 263 amino acids. The record is from RefSeq and is a predicted model, not a curated record. Gene Ontology annotation, cellular component: endoplasmic reticulum; membrane. The transcript has 7 exons.